AUGGUGGGCGACGACCCCUACAACCCCUACAAAUACUCCGACGACAACCCGUAUUACAACUACUACGACACGUACGAGAGGCCACGGCCUGGGGGCAGGUACCGGCCGGGAUAUGGCACUGGCUACUUCCAAUACGGUCUCCCGGACCUGGUGCCUGACCCCUACUACAUCCAGGCGUCCACGUACGUGCAGAAGUUGUCCAUGUACAAUCUGAGAUGCGCCGCGGAAGAAAACUGCCUGGCCAGUUCAGCCUAUCGGGCAGAUGUCAGAGAUUAUGAUCACAGGGUGCUGCUAAGGUUUCCCCAAAGAGUGAAAAACCAAGGGACAUCGGAUUUCUUGCCAAGCCGACCACGUUAUUCCUGGGAAUGGCACAGCUGUCACCAGCAUUACCACAGCAUGGAUGAAUUCAGCCACUACGACCUGCUUGAUGCCAGCACCCAGAGGAGAGUGGCUGAAGGCCACAAAGCGAGCUUCUGUCUGGAGGACACCUCCUGUGACUAUGGCUACCACAGGCGAUUUGCCUGCACUGCACACACGCAGGGGUUGAGUCCUGGCUGCUACGAUACCUAUAAUGCAGACAUUGACUGCCAGUGGAUUGAUAUUACAGAUGUAAAACCAGGAAACUACAUUCUCAAGGUCAGUGUGAAUCCCAGCUACCUGGUGCCAGAGUCAGACUAUUCUAACAAUGUUGUGCGAUGUGAAGUUCGAUACACAGGCCAUCAUGCGUAUGCGUCCGGCUGCACAAUCUCGCCGUAUUAAAGUGCAAGCCAAAUCGCCCAGUGGAUCAGUGCCUGGUGUUCUAAAGUGGGAAAAAGAAAUUAACUUCAGUAGGAUGUAUGUGUUUGGAAAAAAGAGAGCAGAAAACAGCAAAGGGAUUUUUGUUUGUACUGUAUUAUAACACAGCACAUAACUGGAUUAUGAACAUUUAAAUCGGCAUUAUUUGGGAAAGUUUUAAUACUUAAAAUUCACAUAACUGUGAAUUAACAUAAUGUUUUGAUUCUAUAGUGGUACAUUUGGCUCUUUCAAAGAAAUUCAGCUUUCUUGUCCUUCUGCUAACAUUAUAGUGCCGAAAGGGAACAUAUUUCAUGGGAUUAAUCAAAAUCAUUUGAGUUGAGAAAUUUCUAAAAUGCCGACAUUUCCUUGAAAUAACAACAAGUGACAUGUAUGUCCUAGUGCAGAUCGAUUUAGAGAUGACGCUCCUACUGCUUGAACAUACAUGGACACAUUUGGUGCUGAGGAGGAAACAAACACAUUGUCAUAGGUGUUGCAAAAUAUUAUCAUAUAGCAGAGAAAUGGCAGUAUAUGUAUUCAGAUAGGUAACACCCCUAGAUAAAUGUUAUGUUUACAUUUUUAAAUUAGUAGAUAAACUACUUCCUUUCUGUCAAGUGCACAAUUUCAUUCUAACUCGAGUCAGCUUUUGUGUAGGAAUGUAUCACACAGUCGAGCUGCCUGAUUUCCGCUGAGAUUCGUUCAUGCUCCUUGAGCUUUCCUAUGGCAGAGGCGUUUCAAAUGAUACUCUUCUACGACUGUUCUGGGGACUGGCAUAUGUAGGACAACUAUACAUGAGAAGCCAUUCUGAUGAGAGAGAACGUGUGGGACAACUGUAAAUGGGAAGUCAUUCUGAAGACUGAUGUGAAUUUGCCCAGCGAUUGAACUUGAAGCGUAUUGAAGUAUUAAUCAAAGGGAUAUUUACUCGCUGGCGUACAAAUCAUUGACACGUCCCUCAAAUCACAGCUGUCUCUACAAUACUUUCAAAGAGUCAAUGAAAAAAAAACUUAGCAUUUUAGACCUUUAUUUAAAUAUUUUAUGAGAAUAUUUCUGGUUCAGCUACUAAAAAGAGGGAUGCUAAGGAAUUUAUAAUUAUUCACAAUAGAUGAUAUAAUGUGGGUACAGUACAAGAACAUCAUUCCACAUCAUUCAGGAAUCAGUCACACAUGAUUAUCUGUGUGGAUGUGAAAUACAGUCCAAAUUACCAAAGCACAUAAUAUCCUUCAGGCUUUGGUGAACAGGGCAGAAGACGACAUGCUGGAAAGCCGAGGACUGUGUGCUUGCUGUGUAGUGAGACAGCUGUGAUUUUAUGUUAAACUGUGAAAUCAUGUGCCACCACAGAACUUGGAGAAUCUCUUUUUUCUGAAAAUUUUCGGAAGGUGCUGAAAGAAAUCUAAUUUCACUUUUAAGUUAGAGGUGCUUGGAGCAGAAGUUUUGCAUAUAGAAACAGCCAGUAUUGAAAUCUCAAGUAAGCUAUCGCAGUGCCAGAACGAAGCUGAGUCUUCAAAGAGAGAUGGCAUCCCUCUAGAAUCGAAAAGUCAACAGUUAGUUAUUCCUAAUGAUCUUCCUGUACUCCGUGAGCACGUAGCAGGGCAACAGGGGCUAAAGAGAGAUGGGCAGUCCUCACAAGGCUAGUACACACCCUUCUCCACCAGGGGACUCACCAAUCAAGAAGAUAGGCAGCUUGAUUGAGAUCCAGAACUUUCAUCAAACCAUCACUUGUGCUACGGAAUAACUUCUCUAAUAUGCUUCUUUGCCUUAAAUGGCUUUAUAGUUUUAAGAUUGUGGAGUGAGCGUUUCAAAUUUUUAAUCUUUUCCAAUAGAAAUAUUUUAAUAUACUUGCUUAAAAAAAAAAGACUGAAAAACUACUGUCAGUAUUCGUACUGAGCCAGACUGGCAUCUUCAGAAUUAGGGUUUAUUGUUUUAUGAAGAGUGUUUUCCCUUUAUGAAAAAGUAAGCAAUACCAGGGCCUUUGGACACAUUUUGAAUCACUGCAUUGGACCUUCUCUCUGGAGAACCUAAUGCAUUUAUACCAGGCUACACCUGACCUCAACGAGCAUUUCAAAACAUUGCCAUCCUUGUGCUCAUUGUCUCUUAUUCUAGGCAAACUAUAACUAUGUACAAUUUCCAUUGUAGACACUUGUUUUUCAUGAACAUAUUUUAUUUUUUAAAGUAAGUUAAACAUUAAAUAUGACAUCCACAUAAUGUACUAUUAAUUAAAAAUAUAUUUCCAAUCCUUAAAUUGUCUACCUUUAAAUAUAACACCUAACAUUUGGUUGAUUGUUUUGAAAAUAUAAUUAAGUAGGAAGCUAAAGAUUCUUAUACCUUAUAAACAGUUCUCUCUGUCACUCCUAAAUACUAUCAAAUAACUUACAACUACUGAUUUAUCGGUCAAAAUUUUAGAACCUUUAACAGGAUCAAAAUUCAGAGCUUGUCAAUUAAUGAGCCUUAAAGAAGGCAUUUUGUAAAAUAGAAAUAGGAAGUAAAAUAAGCAACAACAAAAAUAAGACUUGGUACCGUGAAGAGACUCUUAAGCUAAUGAAGGCUAUAGCCAAAUGGACUGAGUUGGAAAAAUAAUUUUCUGAGACUCAUGUGCCAUGUUAGGGGACUCACAAUUCAGAGCCCCGUCUGAAUUAAAAAUCUCGACAUUUGAGACUGAUUCAGUUCCACAACAGUAACAAUCUAACACGUUAAUAUACAGCUUGCCAAUUUCUAGGAAAUUUUAAUUUUUUUGGUAAAAAUUGUAUUUUAAAUGUCUAAUUAUUUAGUAGGAACCAUUGUGAUAAUGAACAUCCCCCCCUCUUUGAACCCUGAAAGCAUAAUCUGAACAUCUGUACUCUAGUAAACAUGCAGUUCAUUGCAGUCACCUGUGUCCUGGAGAAGCUUCAGCGUGGUGUUGGGUGCAUUGUAUCGGUCCGUCUCUCUGUAACCCUGUGCUCAGUAGAAAACAACAUGAGCCUAUUGGGCAAAGAUCUUGAAUCUUAAUAGAUGUUUUCUUUGAAAAAUAACAUUUUGAUAUGGACAACAUAGCUUUAUCCCCUUUCCAUGUUUGUGUGUUUAGAAUUUACAUUUGCAAUCAGCAUAUUCAGUCAUCAAAUUCAGUUUCAUCCACAGUAACCUGGGCCACAUGUGAACCUUUCAAGCAUCUCAUUUAUCCUUAAAAAUGGUGCUGAAUUAUUUCAACUUGAAUGUAAAAUGUAUUAAGACCUAACUUACAAGAUAGAAACAAUUAAUAUAUAACUCUUUGCAGCAAAACCAGUGACAUGUCACUUGGUAUUCUGUUUUCAAUAAAGUUUGAAUCCCAGCCCAGUAUUUUCAGGAACUCUCUCUGUAAAAGCUCUGUAACUCCUCUGAAGAGUUCUUAUGUUAAGUGCCCAGACACUGGCUUGUAUCUUUGUACUCUCGUAAUCUUUUCUUAUAUGUCUGUACUAGGAUUGCAAGAUGCUAUAAAAAUGCCUUGAAUAAAUGA
Messenger RNA from Echinops telfairi (small Madagascar hedgehog), 4237 nucleotides. RefSeq names its product lysyl oxidase (gene LOX). Lineage: Eukaryota; Metazoa; Chordata; Mammalia; Afrosoricida; Tenrecidae. The record is from RefSeq and is a predicted model, not a curated record. Bases 1 to 759 code for a protein of 252 amino acids. The transcript is spliced from 7 exons. Gene Ontology annotation, biological process: peptidyl-lysine oxidation. Gene Ontology annotation, molecular function: copper ion binding; protein-lysine 6-oxidase activity.